AUGAAAUUCGCUUUAUCAAAUGCUCCACUAGAAAGUUCAACUGCUACUUCGCACGACGGAAGUAGACGAAGGCCUCCUCCUGCCGGACGUGUCUGCCUUCACGCACUACAAAAUGGGUGGUCUGGCAGCAGAUACAAGGAAGAAGCAGAAGCACAAUAUCCAACACCAAUUGCAACAUUUACUGCAGCAGGAAACCCAGUUUCGGAUGUAGCAGGAAACCCAACUUCACCUACAACAGGACACUCACCAACUUUGGCUGCAACAGGACACUCACCAGGGAAUCCAACUUCGGCUGCAACAGCAACUUCAGCUACAACAGGACACUCACCAGGGAAUCCAACUUCGGCUGCAACAGCAACUUCAGCUACAGCAGGAAGCUCAGAGUCGACCCAAACACCAUCACCAACCACCUCAGCUGCAGUCACAAGAUUGUUUGUCACCGACCUAUCCACAAACGGAGAUUUCGACUCUCAAAAUCGAACAUGUCACCUUGAAAACGGGGAGCCAGCCGUGCUGACGACGCAGGAAAUGGUGGAUCAGCUGCUGCAGCUGUUCAGUGAUC
This is a messenger RNA of Penaeus vannamei (Pacific white shrimp), 562 nucleotides long. Lineage: Eukaryota; Metazoa; Arthropoda; Malacostraca; Decapoda; Penaeidae. The record is from RefSeq and is a predicted model, not a curated record.